This is a messenger RNA of Gastrolobium bilobum, 756 nucleotides long. Its product is annotated as pathogenesis-related protein 5-like. Bases 1 to 756 code for a protein of 251 amino acids. Gene Ontology annotation, cellular component: extracellular region. Gene Ontology annotation, biological process: defense response. The transcript has 2 exons. Lineage: Eukaryota; Viridiplantae; Streptophyta; Magnoliopsida; Fabales; Fabaceae. The record is from RefSeq and is a predicted model, not a curated record.
AUGGCCCUAAACCUAAACUCAAAAACCACAUUUCUCUUCCACCUUCUCUUCUUGUUAGGUAAUGUAGCAUCUGCCACGGUGUUUACCCUCGAAAACCAGUGCGGAUUCACAGUUUGGCCCGGGACACUUUCCGGCAACGGCGCCGCCAUUCUCGGCGAUGGAGGUUUUUCGCUGCCACCCGGUUCGGCGGUUAAGCUCACCGCACCAUCCGGCUGGUCAGGACGCUUCUGGGCCCGAACAGGGUGCGAAUUUGACGGCGCCGGCAACGGAAAUUGUGUCACCGGAAACUGCUUCGGAGGACUCAAGUGCAAAGGGGGAGGUUAUCCGCCGGUGACGCUGGCGGAGUUCACCAUCGGAUCCGCCAGUAAUGGAAACAAGGAUUUCUACGACGUGAGCCUCGUGGACGGUUAUAAUGUGGGUAUGGGAGUGUGGGCAACCGGAGGAACCGGUGACUGCCAGCACGCAGGGUGUGUUGCGGACUUGAAUGGUAACUGCCCGGAGGAGUUGAAGCUCAAAGACUACGGGUCGGGUAGGGUUGUGGCGUGCAAAAGCGCGUGCCAAGCAUUUAAUAAGGAUGUGUUUUGUUGCACCGGCGCGUACUCAACACCGCAGACAUGUUCGCCCACGCAUUACUCGAAGAUUUUUAAGGCGGCGUGCCCCGCAGCUUACAGUUACGCAUACGACGAUGCUUCAAGCAUUUGCACAUGUUCGGGCUCCGAUUACCGCAUCAUUUUUUGCCCCAACAGAUCUGCCUAG